GUGUCGAAAGUGCGUAACACACACGUGUCUUCCCGCUGGACAGUACUGUGCACAUUAUUUCUGUUUUUCUGAAUCGAAACGCCAGUUUAAGCUCUGGUAACGUAAAUAUUUUCACACCCGGCAUGCCCAACGCAACAAGGCGCGCGUCAUCAUUCCGGUUCGCCAUGGCGUCGAAGCGCACGCAGGACUCCGGUGACGCGUCAAGUAUGGACAAAUCCGAAGAUAAACCUGUCAAAGUUGACAAGUGGGACGGAUCCGCUGUGCGCAACGCCUUGGACGACGCCGUAAAGAAAGUAAUGACCGAAAAAUUCAAGUACGUGGAGAGCCACCGGCUAGCAGACGGCAGACUUGCCAUCUGCACCAUUGCUGUCGGUGCUGCCAUGUUUGCACUGGUUUGGGAUUACUUUUUCCCUUUUCCCGAAUCUAAGCCCGUGCUUAUACUUUGUGUGCUGUCAUACUUCGUCCUCAUGGGCGUGCUGACAUUAUACACUACAUUCCUCGAGAAAGGCAUUUUCUUGGUGGCGAUACAAAAGGACCCAACCGGUAUCGACCCCGACAGUGUAUGGACUGUGAGCUCCUGUCUCAAGCGUUAUGACGAUAUGUACCACCUGCUAAUGCAAUAUAAGGAUGGCAAGACAAAGAAGACGCGUGAGACGACAUUGGAGAAGUCCAUCGCCAGCUGGUUCGACGAGAAAGGACAACUCCUCUUCGACCUGUUUGAUCCAGAAGUUACAAAGCUCCACAACAAAUUGUUAAGCGAUAAAAAGGAGAAAUGAACUUGUAUCACGGUUUUGUACACCUAAGUUAUGGGUUAACGGUAAAUAAACGAAGUAACGUUGUCA
Ornithodoros turicata is the source of this 842-nucleotide messenger RNA. It is a transcript of the gene Spase25, whose product is annotated as signal peptidase complex subunit 2-like. Gene Ontology annotation, cellular component: membrane; signal peptidase complex. Gene Ontology annotation, biological process: protein targeting to ER. The transcript has a single exon. NCBI's taxonomy places the organism in Eukaryota, Metazoa, Arthropoda, Arachnida, Ixodida, Argasidae. The record is from RefSeq and is a predicted model, not a curated record. The coding region runs from base 123 to 776 and encodes 217 amino acids.